Messenger RNA from Penicillium manginii, 423 nucleotides. RefSeq lists its product as uncharacterized. The transcript has 4 exons. Lineage: Eukaryota; Fungi; Ascomycota; Eurotiomycetes; Eurotiales; Aspergillaceae. The record is from RefSeq and is a predicted model, not a curated record. The coding region runs from base 1 to 423 and encodes 140 amino acids.
AUGGAUGAGAGCACCUUCAACGGUCAUAAAGACAAGUGGAACGAGAAGCUCCAGGCUUGGGUGGGCCACGGUGAUGGUUACGGGUGCUACUUACAAGGAAUAAGCGAUUAUAAUGUCAUUUUCACAUAUGACGACCCUCCUGGCUACAAGGACUUGGACACCGGAACUUAUAACUUCACGAUUGACCACGUCAUCCAGGGAAGCUACAAUAGCUUUGUGACUGGAGGAUUCAAUUAUACUCCACCGGUGGAUACAAAUGUUGAUACAACCUUGAAAUGGUCUUAUUCGGACAUUAUGGAGAGGAAGAUCUACACUCAGCCGGGAAUGUUCAACCUGUUGAUUUGCGACCCGUCAGAUGAAUGGUCCAUCUCCAAAUUCUACGAGAACAUGGACUAUCCUGGAUACGGCUACACUGCUAGGUAA